CACACCCACUGCUCAUAGCAACUUGACAAUCCAAUUCGUCCCAAGCAUCCUCUCCAUUAUCAUCUUCAUCCUUACCUUCUCGCUUAUCAAACUUCCACUCCCACUUGUCUCUGUUGGAUGCGAUUGCCUUCCUUCAGAGACCAAGUGAUUUGAGCUUUGCCUUUGGGUUACUAGAGAUGACAGCUUCAAUGAUCCAAAAGAUCCAAGCUCAAGUUCUUUCUUCCAUGGACCAAGAGACCAAGCUGGUCCAUAAUCAGGGCAUACUCACCAUUUUGGGCUCUGCCACCGUAAGGAACGAAGUUACUUCAUCUUCUCUGCGUCUGCGACGAACUCUAUCAGAUGACAUGUCGUCCAAGAAAUGGCUCUCUCAAAAUGGGUUCACUCCAAUGAAAAGGAUGACAGCUUCUUCUGAAGAUCUCUCACGGUCCGAAUUCAUUCCUGAUUCAUUCUCCUCCUCCUCUUCCGAAGGAGACGACAAAUACGAACAAGAAAACAAAAGGCUGGAAUCUGAAGAACAGCCAGGACAAUCCGACAUUUGGACCUCAAUCCAACGAGACAAAAACAAAAACCGAGAACAGCCGGGACAAUUGGACAUUUGGAGUUCAAUCCUGUCUCAGAAGGCCAACGAGGACUCCUCCAAGUCACUCCCGCCUCCUUACGUUCACCCGCUUGUGAAAAGAUCACAAAGCUCUUUGUCUGAAAAGAGCCUCGAAAUCUGCACGGAGAGUCUCGGAUCCGAAACAGGAUUCGAUCUUCUCUCCACCGACCCACCUUCUGAGACUGGAGAUGCAGGAGAGGGCAAGGAAGAAGAGCAGGAGCAGAAAGUAACAGAGGAAGCAGAGGAAGACAACUUCGAAGUGCCAAAAUAUAACAAUACUGCUAAUAGCAAGAAGUUUUGUCGACGCUCUUUCCCUCCUCCACUCCCCUCACUUUCUCGUUCAGAUGGUCCCUCACUUCACAUGCGCCCCCACCGCGACGACGGAAGGUUAGUCCUCAAAGCUGUGUCCGUUCCUUCUCAGAACAACUUCUCUGCUCAACGCCAAGAUGGUCGGCUCGUCCUCACCUUUGCUAACCAAGAGUGCAAGGAGGAAGAUUCUGUGGAAGUGAUGGAAGAAGCAGAGGAAGAUCGAAUGGAAGAGGAAUCAGAGGAUGAGCUCAGGGUUUUUGAGGAAGAUGACGAAAAAGAGGAAGAAGAGGUCGGAGAAAUUGAAACGAUGGGAGAUCAACCAACCAUGUUGUCAAGUGGGAUCACAAGGUUAACGUGGACGAUGAAUAAGCCAGUUGAAUUGGUUGAUAGUAAUCCAAAUUGGUCUGAGAAGCUGAACGAAGUGGUGAAGUUGGAGAAUGUGCCAGGUGUGGCUCGCUUGAUUUCCCCAGCUUCAGCAAUCGGAUCCACAACUUCUAUCAACGUCUAUGAAUACUACUGGCGAGCCAAUCCCACACCAAAGUCAAAUCCACUCACUAUUCAACGAGACUGUAACACCUCCUCCAACGUGAAAAACAACAAUAGCAGCAGGUUCAUUGUGUCUGGGGACAUGAAUCAGAACUCAAAUGAGACGCAACAGUUAGUGGUUCUCCGAGGGAAGAAUGGGGAUUACUUGGUUCAUAAUCUCAAGUGUUGCAAGGAGUCUAGAAGGUCUUUCCUUCUCUGGGAGCCCUAUUGCGUUGCCACUUCCUGAGUAUUAGAGUCUCCGCUCUUAGACUGGUCCUGCCUGUCCCAUUGUUAUUCCAAAUUAAACUCCAUUUUACUCAAGUUGUUAGUUAUUUACUCCUUCUCUCUCCACUCGGUUCCACUCUUCAGGGAGCUCUAGUCCAAUAAGGUGGUUAGGAAUUAGGAAAGAGAGAGAGAAGAAUAUAGUAAAUUAUAAACUUAUUUUCUUGUUCAAUGACAUGACUUCAUCAGCACUGUCAUAUUCUAUAUAUUUAUUCGUC
Prosopis cineraria is the source of this 1932-nucleotide messenger RNA. Its product is annotated as protein FAF-like, chloroplastic. The transcript is spliced from 2 exons. The record is from RefSeq and is a predicted model, not a curated record. The coding region runs from base 177 to 1679 and encodes 500 amino acids. NCBI's taxonomy places the organism in Eukaryota, Viridiplantae, Streptophyta, Magnoliopsida, Fabales, Fabaceae.